AUGACGGUAGAGGAAUACAACGUCGCUCAGCUGUGGUCUGUGGCUGAGGUGUCGAAGAACGAAACUGGCGGCGGUGAAGGCAUUGAGGUCCUAGUGAAUGAACCGUUCGACUCAAAUGUUCACCCCCCAGAUCCACCGCUUAGCGUUCAGGGGCAGACAUUCGAAACUGGCCAGUAUACGCACAAACGUUUCUAUCUGGCUAACAAGGUACCGGCUUAUGUCCGGUUUCUCGCACCAAAAGGUUCUCUGGAAGUAGACGAACGAGCUUGGAAUGCCUAUCCCUACUGUCGUACAGUUAUUGAAAAUCCCCUUUAUAUGCAAGAGAAUUUCCAACUGAAAAUCGAGUCCAUGUAUGUGCAAGACAAAAUCAAUGAGGAGAAUAUCCACCAACUACCGCCGGAACUGCUUGAAAUGCGCGAAGUGGUUUAUAUCGAUAUUGUGAAUGAUCCCCUGUACAGUCAAGCGGACUAUGACCCAACUUGCGAUUGUACCAAGUUUCAAUCGGUUAAAACUGGUCGUGGUCCCCUUAUCGGUCCGAAGUGGUGGGAGAACACGGAAAUGCCUAUCAUGUGCGCCUACAAAUUGGUCACAUGUGAAUUCAAGUGGUGGGGUAUACAAAAUCGAGUGGAAACCAUGCUGCACAACCAAGAGAGGCGAAUCUUUCUCAACUUCCAUCGUCAGCUGUUCUGCUGGAUGGAUAAAUGGCAUGGACUAACUAUGGCGGAUAUUCGUGAAUUGGAAGAUAAGGCUAAGGAAGAAUUGGACAAGGUAACUAACUAA
Molecule: messenger RNA, 780 nt
Organism: Echinostoma caproni
Lineage: Eukaryota; Metazoa; Platyhelminthes; Trematoda; Plagiorchiida; Echinostomatidae
Source: the annotation of a GenBank genome assembly